CCGAGCUAAUUUUCCAAUCUUAUUUAGGUAUAUUUCACAACAGGAAAAAUAUUAUUACCAAUUUUCAUUUAAACACAGAAAUCAUUACAAGAUGGCAGAGAAAAUGAAAGCUCCUAGUGUUGACAGACCAGAAUUAGCUAAACAUGACAGUGCUAUAUUAGAUUUAGCUUUCGCUAUGGACUGUACAGGAAGUAUGGGAUCUUAUAUCAAAACAGCACAGCAAAAUAUUCGUGAAAUAGUUGAGACGAUUGUAGCUUCAGAGAAAAGUAACGUACACUUAGCUUUAGUGGAAUACAGAGAUCACCCACCACAGGAUGCUACAUUUGUUACACGAACACACGAUUUCACGUCUUCAGUUUCACAAAUGAAAACUUGGUUGGAUGCAUGUAGCGCACAGGGUGGAGGAGACUGCCCAGAGGCAGUCGCUGAUGCUCUCCAUGAUGUGUCGAAACUAAGUUGGCGAGAGGAAGCCACUAAAAUCUGUGUGUUAGUAUCUGAUGCCCCUCCUCAUGGACUGUCACAAAGUGGUGAUUCUUUUCCCGAGGGGUGUCCAGCAGGAUUAGACCCUAUUGAUAUCACAAGGAAAUUGGCCGAAAAGGGGAUUACAUUAUACACUGUUGGAUGUGAACCAGCAAUUCUUUCUUAUAGGGACUUUUUCAUGGCAUUGGCUUACAUGACAGGGGGUCAGUACACGCCUCUUGGUGGUGCGAAGCUUUUGACAAAAAUUAUUAUUGGAGGAGCUCAAGAAGAAAUGUCCCUUCAACAAUGGAUGGCCGAUGUUGACGUAGAGGUUCAAAGUCGUAUAGCAUCCGGACAUGAAAUAGACGACGAGGCUAUGACUAGAGACUUGCAUGCAAAACUUGCUUCUAAAGGUGCAAGAUCGAAACAGUUAGUGAGAAACAAUGCUGAACUUGCUGGAAUUUCAUCAAAAGCAAAGGCUAUGUCUUCACAGAUGGACAUGAAAUCUGCUAGAUCGGUCUUCAAAAGUUCAAUGGUUGAAACAGAGCCCGUUAUGGAUGAAGCAAGAUGUUCCGACAUGUACGCAGCUAUUGAAACCGAGACAUCCCACUAUCAGGUUAAUCGGAUGCUACAGAAAUCUAAGGCACGUAACUUUUAUAAAAAGUGAACAUUUACUGAUUUUUUUGUGUAUCUUGUUAUAGUUGACGUUUUCUAGAUAAGCCAUCAUAUUAUAAUUACACAUAUAAACCAUAUUUAAUGUUAUAUAAGAAUUGAAAUAUUUUUGUAAGCAUUCACAUUUUUUAUCCAGACAUUUUUAAUUGCUCAAAAUUAGUUUAUUAUAUAGUUGAAACUAUAUUUAACAAAACUUUAAAUUGUCAAUCAGUCUCUAUAUCAUAGUUUUCAUAUUUCUCUCAUCGUUGUAUAUCAUUAUGCUCUAACUCCUAUACUAAGUGUGAAUAUCGACAGUUCAACAGUUUCACGUCAAUCAGCAUUUUUUUCAAUGUUUUUAAGGAGAUUGUUGUUAAUAUUUUUUUCGUUGUUACAGGUUGUAGAAUCUUAGAAUUUAAUUAAGAUUAUUUUCUUGCAUUCUGUACGCAUGCUGUAAUAAAUAUUUGUCGUAGGUCAAAAAAAAUAUGAAAAACAUGUAUUUGUCAUUUUACAUGGACCGAACACAUCUUAGAUUGUAAAUGUAUACGUAUAUUGCAAUAUUGUUCUUAUAAAAUUGUCAUUAAAUUGUUUUAUAUUGUCCAAUUAAUCGA
Messenger RNA from Mytilus trossulus (common blue mussel), 1718 nucleotides. RefSeq lists its product as uncharacterized. The transcript has a single exon. Bases 92 to 1126 code for a protein of 344 amino acids. The record is from RefSeq and is a predicted model, not a curated record. Lineage: Eukaryota; Metazoa; Mollusca; Bivalvia; Mytilida; Mytilidae. Gene Ontology annotation, molecular function: protein serine/threonine kinase activity. Gene Ontology annotation, cellular component: cytoplasm.